This is a messenger RNA of Penicillium waksmanii, 1560 nucleotides long. RefSeq names its product pH-signaling protein PalC. Bases 1 to 1560 code for a protein of 519 amino acids. NCBI's taxonomy places the organism in Eukaryota, Fungi, Ascomycota, Eurotiomycetes, Eurotiales, Aspergillaceae. Gene Ontology annotation, biological process: cellular response to pH. The transcript is spliced from 2 exons. The record is from RefSeq and is a predicted model, not a curated record. Gene Ontology annotation, cellular component: plasma membrane.
AUGGUAUAUACCUUCACACUUCCUACCACCUCGCCGCUGUCCUUCCAGACAUUCAUUUCGUCCUCCACACACCCCUCCAUCCCACAAUCUGCGUCCACCGCCCGCCAUGCCCUCCGUCUCACCUUGAAAGCACAUAAGCACCUCUCCCACGGUCUCCGCCAGGAUGCUCACCUCCCAACAGUCCUAUCCGCCCUCAACGAAUAUAUCCCUUACCUAUUUGCCAUCUCGCACGGUCUGAGAGGUCAAUCCAUUCAAUGUGAUACACAUGCAGAGGAAAUCGACAUCACAGUGCGCGCCGAGAUCGAGUCUGAGUGGAAACCCACCUUAUCAGCUAGCAGUGCAAUCAACAUCCGGCCAAAUGCGACUACCUCGGGGGCUGUCCCUGGCCGCACGCGCAAUGGCCGCAUCUCCGGUCGCGGAAUCGACUUUGAAAUCGCAUUCACGCUUACAACUUUGGGUUAUGUGCUGAGCCGACUCGCGCGCGCUGGUGUUGUUGAGUCUCUCUACGCGUCUACCACACCGACCCCCGAGCAGCGCACCGCGGCAGUCCAAACCGCAACGAAACACUUGCUCCUGGCGAGCUCUGUCCACGGGCUCCUUGCGACAUCCCCGCUUUUCACUGCGGCUACAGCGUCUGCGAUCCCGGAUCUCAACGCAUCUACACAAUCCGCGCUUUCCUCGUUAGCAUUGGCCGAAGCUACUCUGCUAGCAGUGCUGAAGGAUGAUGCGCAUGUCGCGGCUUGUAUUCAGGCUCGCAAUCCGAAUGAUCGGGAAUGGAUGGUUCGCGCCCCGGAGAUCCCCAAAGUGCGUGCCUUACUUUUUGCCCGACUCUGCGUUCGCGCGGCAGAGUAUGCGGAACAAGCAGCGGCGGGGCUGGGAGCUGUUGGACCUGGAUCUGGUAAGUCAGCCCGGGUGGAGGAAGAUGUGACUCGUUAUGCUGGGGCAUUGGGUCGUGUAGCUCGUGCGCGGGCUUGUCGAUUCUUUGGCGUGGAUGCUGAACUCGCUGGGAAGACCGGCGAGGGUAUUGCAUGGCUAAAAGCUGCGAGAUCAGCUCUUGGGCUACGCGACCAGGGUUCUUCUUCUACGACAGAUGAAGCUGGGAACGCCCCUAGCAAAGGUGGGUUUUCCCGGUUAAAACGGGAGUGGAUGGAGCGGCGGGAAGAACGGAAGAUUGGAAAGGAUGCCGGUGGUUCUCGCGGUGCUAAGGGAUCUUUGGAUCCUGGAGAUGACGCGGGCCGUGGCGAAGAAGGAAAUGUGAUUGACAUGCUCGAGAAAAAGUGGACGGAAAUGAAUGACACCAUGAAUACUCAAACAAUCCCUCCGUCCGCUCCGCUAUUAGCCAAUUUACCGUCAGGGCGUGACAUCCACACUCCGCCUGCACCCUAUACUCCACCAUCCAUAGACGCUGAUCAACUCCUGCGUAUGCGAGCUCCACCAGAUGAACAUCAAAACUUGCAUUUCGCCAGCGAGGACGACAGUGAGGAGGAAGCGUCGCCCAUGCCAGGCCCACCGGGUGGCUUUCCGGAUCGAGCUCAGACUGCCUCCAAUGUAUAUUAUUGA